CAUAAAGUUAUUAAUGUAACUUGAUCACUGGUAAUCGGCAGUUUCCGACCAAGCCAGACUCUCGCGCACAUGCGUAGGCAUAUAAGCAGGAUGUGGCCGUGCAUUUAUUUAAUCUGACCUCACAGCAAUGCUAUUGUGUUAACGAAAUUUGUCAUACUUGGAAGACGGUCUGCUACCACUGACGCCCUUCGUCUGUUUUAGUUCGCUGGACGUUUUACUGGCCACAGUAUGACAGGGACCAGCAGUGGAGGGGUGUGUUCUGGUAAAGGAGUGUACAUCAAGCUUAGCGUACUACUACUGCUGAGCACGACCAUCUACGUGUAUCUGUACUCAAGCAUCACAAUGCAGACGUUCGUUAUCGGGGAAGUCAUGAAGGGCACGAUCAGUGAUAUUCAGAGAUGGCGGGAUAAAAUGGAAGGCUGGGUACAGAUGAUUGGUGGUAGCGGUUCUCAAUCUAAUAAUAAAGACGCCAAAAAUACGUCAUUUCCGGACGAUAAUCGUGAUGUCAUGAAAAUUAAAGUUCAGAAAUCAAAACCUGAUAUUGGUUCAGUAAUAAAAGCGACAAACGAGUCCAAGUUAUUGUUUGUGCCACACGAGAAAACCCGUACACCUAUCCAUGAUUCCAAAAGCAAAGGUGCAGGUCAUAAACCGGAAGUGCUUCUGACCUUGUUUACUUCCUGGCCUACAAAAGCAGAGAAAUAUUUGUGCCACAACAAUACAAUUCGUAAUUGGCUACAAUUAAAACCGUUAAUACAUCCGGUUCUCUUCACAAACGAGACUUUACUAGCCGAGGAAGCAAUGGAGAAAGGUUGGGAUGUACUUCCGAUCCGAAGAGCCGGAAGAGGGGUACCUAUUCUCAAACAUAUGUAUAAAGAUGUCAUAGGGAGAUACAGCUCUUCGUUUUAUGCCUUUUCUAAUGGAGAUAUACUCUACUCUAACUCACUUAUUGACACGUUAAAGGCUGUUCUUAAUUCCUCUCAAGUAUCGAAGGGCAAACCAAUCAUGAUUGUUGGUAGAAGAACUAAUGUUCAGGAUGUGACGUCAGAGGAAGCGAGUUCGGGGAAAAGUGUACAAAGGACAGCAAAUAUUCGCGGGAAAAUAUUUACAGUGUGGGCCGAAGAUUAUUUUAUAACGUCGACUAAUUAUCCGUGGAAGGAUAUACCGGAAGUAGUAAUUGGCCGGAGGGCGUAUGAUAACUGGUUGGUAUCGAACGCACGAAAACAAAAACAUGUAACCAUCGACGCCACUGAUACUCUAGUGGCCCUCCACCAAACGACAAAGGCGGGAAACCAGGAAGGAUUCAAGGCCGACAACCCAGAGUACAACCACAACCUUCUCAGGCGCAUGUACCACCAGCUUCAUUACGGUGCCGGCCUCACGUCAUGCGCAGAAUACUACACACGUUACCAUGGCAACAAAAAUAUACAAAUUCUAAAAAGAGCGAUCCCAAAGUCGUGUUUCCCUGUAUGAUAACAAAGUGAUUGUAGUGUAUUGGUUUCCAGCGUGUAAUGAUGUGGGUCCCCUCCCGGUGUUGUUCACAGAAAGGUGGGAAAGGAGAGAAAGACUGGUUCUCUGUCUUUACCACGGUGCUCUCCGCCAGGGUAGCACUUGUUUGCAACUUGCAAAACAGGUGAAUAUGCAAAAUAAAAGCAUCCUUGAUGAGGUAACAAACAACAUAUUCGAUAUAUAGAUACCAUGGAUGAUCGGGUUCCGUUAACUUCUGUCACUAACUAAAUACAUUUACAUAAAAUAAUUUAGGUAUUUUUCCAGUGUAAAAAUUAAUACCAACUGAAACAAAAAAAACAAAAAAACAAGAGCUAGAAAUAUCAGAAAUAGAUUUAGUUUAAGUAUGGUUUCAUUAUGAGAGAAAUUGCAUUAAGUGACGUCGAGUUUGAUUUGUGCUGAAAUUGUAAAUGUAUGUCUCUGGCUGAACACAUUACAAAGUACGUAGAGGCAAGGUAAUUGUUGACAACCCUUGGGUUUGAAAAUAGAUUUUUUUUAUAUCACAUAGGAAUUUACUAGGUAAGUGCCGCUUGAGAUGGAGUAACAAAUGUAGAUUUUUGACUUUUGAACCAAACUUUUGAAAAGUAAAUCUGUUUUGGUUGUUUUUGAGUUUUGCUCCCUUUGCCGUGGGAAAUGUUAGUAAUAAAACUGCAGUAUGAUGCCGUACACUCUUAAACACACAGGAAGAAAUGAUAGACAUUCUCUUUCAAUAUGCUAUUCUAUCUUGGUGUUCCUAUUGGUAUAUUUUAAAGCGGUAUUGGGUAAUUACAGAACCUCCUUGAGUUUUGUCAGAAUGCUGUGGGUGUAUUUUUGUAAAAAAAAAGGUCGAGUUGUCAUGUUUCACUGAUGUCCCGGGAUCGAUUUCACAACUUUUCGACGAAAUCGCUCUAUAAAUUUAAAACCACAAAAAGGUGUUCUUGUUUUUAGAUCACUUGGCCCGAGGGCGUACAGGCCCUAUCGGCAAUUUGUUAUGAAGAUUUGUUAUUGUAUAAAGUACCUGCUGUCAAAAAAAAUAUUGUUCGUGUAAAUACACAUGAAAACUGACAAUCCCAAGAGACCUAAACAUGUUCAUCUCGACCGGAGCUGGGCGAGGCUAACUAAUUACAGAUCCGGCAUGUUUGUCCGUGUUACUGUGAAAUGCGGAUGUAAAGGUUGUUGGUACAAUGUUGUUUAUUUUCAUUAUCUUUUUUAAAACACAAUUAAGAUUAUAUUUAGUAUCGUCUACAGGGUACCGUGUGUAUUAUACAUAGACAAGCGUUGUUGAUCGGGGUUGUGUGUCCUACAUUGAAAUACGUCCCUGAUACAGUACGAUGUAUUUAUAGUGUCUAGCAGUUGUACGUGGCUUUUGAUAACUUACAAAAUGUUUUCUUACAGACAUAUUAAAAACGUUUUUUUUUUUUUUAAUUUUAAUUGUCAAAUUGUUUUCCCGAUUUAUUAUGGUGUUCAGCAUUGAUACAUAGUUUUACUGGCAGUUGACGUGUCAAUAAUGUCAUAAUAUAUUUGUACACCAGAGGAGUCUCGUUUUGGUGUGAAUAUCGACUUUUUUAUUUUUUAUAUCGCCUAUUAAAACUAGUUGUUGUCACGUAUUCCAAUAAUGAUAUCUCUCAUUCGACCGUGAUAUUUAAAACGGACAUAUCACAAUUUGUUAUAGAAGUAAUCACAAAACGGCAUCAAGGUUACAUGUUGUCAAUCUCAGUUAAAAAAAUACGAACUUAGGAACGCUGUACACUUCAUUUCAAAUUCACCGAUUUAAAACUAAUAAUUUUGAACAUGUUAAUUAUGACUUUUAUUUUCCUUGAAGGUUUGAUGUUUCCAUGUAUUUUUAAAGUGAAAAAAACCCUAACAUAAAUCUACAUAAUAAUUAUUUUAUUUUUGGACAAGUGUGUCAAAUUGUUAUGCUUCAUUUUCUACUCAGGUUAGACUUUGAAACCACAUUUUUUUCGGUUUUCUUUUGAUUACAUGUUUUCAGAUUUUGCGAGAGGAAAUCAAAUACAGUUUGAUAUUGCAUUUGUAAUCUGUUAUAGUAUUUUGUUGUGAUAUUACUGUAUUGAAAUGUCAGCUUACACUACAUCGCUGUAAGAUUGUCCUCCACUGAUGGGCUGUAUUUUUACAUUAUUUGUAUAAGCUCUAAUCCAGCCGGUGAAUGUAAGGAAUAGUGUAUUUAAGUUCAUCACUAGUACUGUCGAUGCUGGACAGGGCCCUUCACAUGGCCUCAAAUACAUUGUACUAUAAGCUAAAUGACUAAAUGUAUGUGUGGGUGAGAUUAUGUGUAUGUGUGUGUGUGCGCGGUCGUGUGUGUUUGUACAUACAUGUGUGUGUAUGUAUAUUUGUGUGUAUGCAAGCAAGCAUGACUAAUUGUUUCUAACUGGUCAAUGCGUAUUCCUUUGCUUCGCCCGUCCUCUCUGUCAUCAUCUCGUUAUUCAAUCAUAGUGAUAUACAUUGUAUAUUAUAUAUUGUAUAUUAUAUAUGUAUAGUUAGCCUUCUUAUGCUGUAUAUAUUCGCUUGAUCAAAUUAUAAGGGAACUUUUGCCCAAUCCUUUUACUUUUACUGUAAUACGGUAAUACAAAAUGUUUAAACUAAAACAGGCUUCGAUAUUAGCGACAAACUAUAUAGAAUUUUACAAGUUAUUGAAAAAAACGUGUUGAUUUAUAUGUAAUUAUUGAAUCCUGCUUCGGCCGAUUUCAUGAGUUGAUGAAUUUAUUUGGUCUUGAGAAAAAAAUAAUAAACUGCAAAGCUGUUCAUGUUGAAUUCGUCUCAAAACAAACCUCCAUUCAUCACCCAAGGCAAUAUAUGUUGAAUUUGUCUCACGAUCAACUCAAUGCAUCACCCAAUGAAAUCCACCAAAGCUGAAUUCAAUCUUUACGAUACUCUUGAAUACCACAACUGUGUUCUACCACAACAAGCCUAUCGGGUAUUUUCUAGCAUUGCCAUUUAGGUAAUACGGAUCAAGUAAAUCCACUUUUAGUCACUGUAAAAACAGUAAUAUUUUUAUGUUUAGUUAUAUACAUAUUUCUUUGUUAUUCGAUAAAAUCAAAAUACAUGUAGGUUGAUGAUAUUAUGAAGAUGAUUUUAGACUGGAUAACCUGCCUUAGUACCAUUUCUCUCCGCUAGGUAGCGCUCUUUGAUACUGAUCCUUAUCGAAUGAUGGUGCUGAUUGAUCAAUUCAAACAUCGAUCUAGAUAUACGUCGGUUUGGUUUGAGCUUCGGAAUUCUCUCUUAUUUGUACUAGAAACGUUUUAAAUGCUUACUCGGUGUUGAUUAAGAAACAUUCAAUCAGCAUGGCUUUAGAAUACUAUCGAAAAUUAUUGUCAAGUAACGGACACGUCGUUCGCCUUUUUGAAACAGAGCAUUCUCCUAGAUAAAAGUGAUCGUAAGUACAGAAUUCAGACGGUUUUCCCGCGAAAUUGCCAAACGCCAUCUUUGAAAGGGAUGUCCCUGUUGGAGACUUAAAUAUCAGCAAAUCAAAAUGUCAGGGUUUUUUUCCGAAACGAAGUCUUGCGGAGAGUAGGAAAACUACGACACACUAUCCAAUCUAAAAAUAGUAUUUGAUAAAUCAAAAUGACCGGAUGUUAUCAUUUAUUUAUUUGAAAACAUCAGAUGAUUGUGACGUAUAUAUAUAUAGAGUAAGGUAACGGCCCACUUUGAACAGGAAGUGGGGGCCAUUGUACAAUUAUGUAUUUCUAUCGCUGAUUCCUGACAGAUGCAGCCAUUUAUAAGGAGACUCCGAACAGAAACAGGUAAGUCUUUAACACGACACCGACGGGCCUUUUAACAUGCUGGUGGUGUACUUACUGAAAAUAAACACUGUCUUUGUAA
Mizuhopecten yessoensis (Yesso scallop) is the source of this 5319-nucleotide messenger RNA. RefSeq lists its product as uncharacterized. The transcript has 3 exons. The coding region runs from base 229 to 1470 and encodes 413 amino acids. The record is from RefSeq and is a predicted model, not a curated record. NCBI's taxonomy places the organism in Eukaryota, Metazoa, Mollusca, Bivalvia, Pectinida, Pectinidae.